Messenger RNA from Saccharomyces kudriavzevii IFO 1802, 690 nucleotides. It is a transcript of the gene EFG1, whose product is annotated as Efg1p. Bases 1 to 690 code for a protein of 229 amino acids. Gene Ontology annotation, biological process: maturation of SSU-rRNA from tricistronic rRNA transcript (SSU-rRNA, 5.8S rRNA, LSU-rRNA). Gene Ontology annotation, cellular component: preribosome, small subunit precursor; nucleolus. The record is from RefSeq and is a predicted model, not a curated record. NCBI's taxonomy places the organism in Eukaryota, Fungi, Ascomycota, Saccharomycetes, Saccharomycetales, Saccharomycetaceae. The transcript has a single exon.
AUGGCUAAAAUACAGGGAAAAAGGAGCAACGCUCUUGGGUCAUCUUUGGAGAUGUCCCAGAUAAUGGAUGCAGGUGCAAACAAAAUUAAAAGAAGAAUAAGAGAUUUAGAACGACUACUAAGGAAGAAGAAGGAUAUAUUGCCCUCUACUGUAAUAAUAGAAAAAGAAAGAAAUCUACAAGCUUUACGAUUAGAAUUGCAGAAUAAUGAACUCAAGAACAAAAUCAAGGCCAAUGCCAAAAAAUAUCAUAUGGUGAGAUUCUUCGAAAAAAAGAAAGCACUAAGAAAGUACAACAAGUUGUUGAAAAAAUCAAAUGAAUCCACAGUUGAUAAAGAUCUACAAGACAAACUGAGAGCUGCUAAAAUUGAACUAUGUUAUGUGAUAAAUUUCCCCAAGACUGAGAAAUACAUCGCGUUAUAUCCAAAGGACGUCCCAUCUACGGAUCCAAAGGGUGUAGAAUUGACAAACAUAAAAAGAGACCAAUUUCUCAAUUUAGUAGCCGAAAGAAUGGAUACGAAGACACUAGAUGUAUCUUUUGAAGAAAUUUUAAUGGGCAAGAAACUGGAUGACGAUUCAAUUGGAUUAACUUUAUCCCAUAAAGUCGAUCAUAGUGAUGAAUCACACGCAUCAUCUACAAAAGGCGCGAAUAAACCGGAGCAGGUUGAAGAAGAGGAUGACUUCUUCGAGUAA